Molecule: messenger RNA, 1628 nt
Organism: Folsomia candida
Lineage: Eukaryota; Metazoa; Arthropoda; Collembola; Entomobryomorpha; Isotomidae
Product: short/branched chain specific acyl-CoA dehydrogenase, mitochondrial
Exons: 12
Coding region: 98-1405 (435 amino acids)
Cellular component (GO): mitochondrion
Molecular function (GO): flavin adenine dinucleotide binding; acyl-CoA dehydrogenase activity
Source: RefSeq, a predicted model, not a curated record
GCUCCAUCAUCACCAUCUAGUUUGGCUGAAAACUCCAGCAGUUCAUUUUUUCAGCAAGUUGAAAUUAAUUUAACUCUUCAAUUUCCAAUUGUUAAGGAUGAACCUCCCAUUGAGAAAUGCAGUUUGGAAAGGGAUCCGUCCUAUGCACCAGACAAUCACUCGUCAGUUAUCAAAAUCACUCCCACAAAGUUUGGCAUCCACACAGGCAGCUUUAGGACAUUCUUCCGACGCAGGGGUCCCACUACAUAUGCCAGUCACGGUGCUUACUGAAGAUGAGCAAAUGAUGAAGGAAACUGUGUCUAAAAUGGCUAAAGAAACAAUUGCACCCCUCGUAGCAAAGAUGGACAGAGAAGGAAAAACUGACCCCAGUGUGGUGAAAGCUUUGUUUGAGACUGGAUUGAUGGGGGUCGAAAUUCCAACAGAGUUUGGUGGGAGUGGUUCUACUUUUGGAUCAUCAAUCGUGCUGAUAGAAGAAUUGGCCAAAGUCGAUCCAGGAAUAAGUGUCCUUGUCGACAUUCAAAAUACUCUCAUUAACACCCUAAUCAGGGAUUUGGGAACUCCGGAACAAAAGGCAAAAUACUUGCCGAUGUUGGCCACAAACACGGUUGGCAGCUUUUGUCUCUCUGAACCAGAGUCAGGGUCGGAUGCUUUUGCUUUGAAAACCAAGGCACAAAAAGAUGGAGAUGAUUAUAUUUUAAAUGGAUCCAAAAUCUGGAUCUCGAGUGCUGAUCUCUCUGGUAUAUUUCUGGUCAUGGCGAAUGCGAAUCCAUCACAGGGUUAUAGAGGAAUCACUUGUUUUAUUGUGGAGAAAAGUAUGCCUGGGUUCUCUGUGGGGAAAAAGGAAGACAAACUGGGAAUACGGUCGUCGACGACUUGUGCCGUUCAUUUUGACAAUGUUCGGGUUCCAGCUUCGAACAUUUUGGGUGAGCUGGGGAAGGGUUACAAGUAUGCGAUUGAAAUGUUGAAUGGUGGGAGAAUUGGGAUCGGAGCUCAAAUGUUGGGAUUAGCCCGAGGUUGUUUUGACGCGACGGUGCCAUAUACUCAACAAAGGAAGCAAUUUGGUCAGCGCAUUUUCGAUUUCCAGUCCAUGCAACAUCAAAUCUCCAGAGUGGCGACACAAAUAGAAUGUGCUAGACUUUUAGUAUACAAUGCGACACGACUCAAAGAAGCAAAUCUUCCGUUUGUCAAGCAAGCUGCAAUGGCAAAAUAUUAUAGUGCCGAGGUGGCAACAGAGACGACUUCCAAGUGUAUGGAAUGGAUGGGAGGAGUUGGCUUUACGAAGGAUUAUCCAAUGGAAAAGUAUUUCCGAGAUUGCAAAAUUGGAACGAUUUAUGAAGGAACGACCAACAUUCAGCUAAACACCAUUGCCAAGAUUAUCGACAAAGAGUACAUGGACAUGCAGUAGUCCUAGUCCGUAGUUUCCUACACUGAAACAUCAAGUUUAAAAAUUAACUACUUAGCGUUUGCUGUGUUAUCACCAAUACAUAGAUACUUAAAAUUUUUAAGUUAAAAUUUAAUAAUUCAUGAGUACCUGAAAAGAAUCGUGUCGAAAGUUUUUUUAGGUGACAAAUUCUACUAAUCCAGAAAAAAAGUUUAUUUUAUUACGAAUAAAACAACCAGAAUCUCUA